GGUUAAUAGAUUUUUACAAUUAUAUUAAUCAAAUUCCACACGUUACAAAAAAUGGAUAGAAGAAAUUGGGAAUAGUAGAUGCUCUUCUCAACGGAGUACCUUCGACUGAUCUUUUCCUGUAAAUCUCUUUGUCUAAAUUCUGAAAGUUUUAUUUCUCCGUUUUGGUUCUCACUAUUGUCUACAAUUCCGUGAACGAAUAAAAUUUGCCUCGAGUUGUUGCUAGCCACUCAUCUGGUCUUUUUUUUUUUCCCUAUCGCCAUACCGUUAUGUUUAGCAAGCAUUUCUAGUCAGAUCUUUUCUUCUUUGCAUUCAUAAUCCCGGACAAUUGUUAGAACAAAGAAAAAUUCUUCAAAAAUGUUUAAACCGGCAAAGCCUUUUGGAAGCCUUACAAAGAACUUUUUGUAGAGACAUUUUAGACGUACUAAUAGUGUAGCUUUUCUGGUUAAGAGCUCCAAUUUUUUAUUUAUAGUUUGACUGAAUUUUUACACUUAAAGAUUUUUUUCCUUGUGAGUUUGGAAAAAAGGCUGUUAAUGAAAUUAAUCUUGCAUGACUGUAUCUUAUCUUUCUCCAUUUGCUAGUCAUGUAUUUCAAGUGCGGAAUCCUUUUGCUGAUGCUCGUCGGAUAUUGUGCAGGUGGAUGUGAGGAUUCGCGUUGGGACUGUAACGUAUUGGCACGGGACGGUCAUUGUCACUCUAACCCGUAUGCAACAUUACGUGAAUGCCCCAAGGCCUGUGCCGUCAAUUGCGACCCCUGUGAAGAUCACAGGUGGGACUGCCCCAGCCUGAGCGACCACUGCCACAGCAACCCGUUCUCUACUAUCAAUGAUUGUCCAAAAACCUGUGGUGCUUGUUCCUAAAAGAGAAAUCUGCAAUCGGUAAGGUUUUUUUUUCUCCAAAU
Molecule: messenger RNA, 897 nt
Organism: Orbicella faveolata
Lineage: Eukaryota; Metazoa; Cnidaria; Anthozoa; Scleractinia; Merulinidae
Product: zinc metalloproteinase nas-13-like
Source: RefSeq, a predicted model, not a curated record